GAGAGAGAGAGAUAGAGGAGUUUAACAAAAUAAAACGCAGAGAGAGAGAGAGAGAGAUUGAUUUGUGAGGCGCACUCUAUAGAAGAGAUGUGAAACGUGUGUCGCGUUAUCGGCUAUUUCGCUCACAUUAAAUUGAGCAAAGGGCCUACUUGGCGUGUUAAGUACACCCGUGAACUGCCGAAAUAAUGUCAGUUACAUUGCAGCUGCACGUAGGCUGAGCCCGUGUGUCGUGCAGCGCUGUUUGUGUCUCAGUCAAUGCAGUGCUGGCGGGGGAGUGCAGCAGAAGCGUCGUGUAGCAUCAUUACGAGAUUCAGAGUUGUGUGAAUAUAUUAUAAAUUAGAAGUACUGAUUAGGAGUCGGAUCAGCGUGCAAGUGUCCGUUCUGCUGAUUCUGCAGAUCUGUGGUGGAAAAAGAAAGCGAUAUUGUUUAUUAAGGACCGUACACUGUAUAUGUGUGAUCGGUCGCCAGGAACUGUUGUUAAUUGUGAAAGCCUCUGGAUAAAAUGCAAAACCGGGAGAGCGGUGUGGCGUGGGGGAAGCUGACCCGGGUAGGCUCUGAGACACAGUCUGAAAUCCUGCUCGUCAGGAAGCACUGCACUAUCGGGAGAAGAAAGGGCUGUGAUCUUUCUUUUCCUGCAAACAAAAUGGUCUCCAGUGACCACUGUAAAAUUGUUCAAGAUGAAAACUCAGGGGAGGUGUGGCUGGAAGACAUGAGCACCAAUGGGACAGUGAUUAAUAAGUCAAAGAUGGUGAAGAAACAGACGUGCCAGCUGCAGAAUGGAGAUGUGAUCUAUGUUGUAUACAGGAAAAAUGAACCAGAACAAAAUGUUGCUUAUAUCUAUCAUUCUAUAACUGCAGAACAGGCGCAUGUGCAAGAACUCAAAGGUGAGCCGUGUAGUAAACCCUUGAUAAGCUCAGGUAUGGAUUGCAGUGUGGAGGAAACGCCGGGCAUCGCCGCCCAGUCCCCCAAAGCCAUUCAGCUGCCUCCCCAUGAGGAGCCACAGCCGUCCACUUCCACGUCUGAGCUCUACAGCACCUCCAGCGCCGCUCGCCCACCCCCUUCCACAUCAGCCUCUGGAAAGACCUCUGCUGCCGACCCGUUCCCUUCUUCACGAGGACCUUGCCGCGCUUCAGACACUGUGGAUUCCUCUGUAGAGCCUCCAGAGACUGAAGCAGCAGCAGCCGCAGCUCAGCCUGACAGCGCUGCCAUACAAGCAGAGGAGGAGGACCUGCAGCCAGACCGGAAGAGAAGAAAGACAGGAUGCAGUGAAGAGGAAAGCUCUCAGAAGGUCACUCCUAAAGAUGCUUUCAUGGAAAAGGAGAAAGCAGGGGAACCAAAAACUGACAAAAUGGAGGAGUCUCUCACCUGUAUCAUCUGCCAAGAUCUGUUGCAUGACUGUGUAAGUCUCCAGCCCUGCAUGCACACGUUCUGCGCUGCCUGCUACUCCGACUGGAUGGAGCGCUCCUCUUUCUGCCCCACCUGCCGCUGCCCUGUGGAGCGCAUCCGCAAAAACCACGUACUGAACAACCUGGUGGAGGCUUACCUGCAGCAGCACCCAGAGAAGUGCCGAAGUGAGGAAGACCUGCAGAGCAUGGACAAGCGGAAUAGAAUUACUCAGGACAUGCUGCAGCCAAAGGUAGAGCGCUGGUUUUCAGAUGAAGAGGGCAGUUCGGACUAUCUGAUGGAGCUUUCCGAUGUGGACAGCGAGUCCUCUGAUAUCAGUCAACCCUUUGUGGUGUGCAGGCAGUGUCCUGGAUUCAGGAAGAACCCCAGUCUGUGCCCAGCUGUCUCUGGACUGGAGGCUGAACAGGGAGAGUUUAAACAAGCAGGGGAAGCACCAUCCACAUCCACUGACACUCCCCCAGUUGCCCAGGAAUAUACCUGUCCUCCUCACGGAAGCCAUGUGAUCUGCACCUGCUGCUUUCAGCCCAUGCCUGACCGUAGAGCAGAGGUGGUUAGCCCGCAGCCUGCUCUUCAGCAGUGUACCGUGUGUCAGCGGCCCUUCUGCCACAUGUACUGGGGGUGCACUCGGGUCGGGUGUCUUGGCUGUCUGGCUCGGUUCUGCGACCUCAACCUCACUGAUAAAUGCUUAGAUGGUGUUCUCAACAACAACAACUAUGAGUCAGAUAUUCUCAAGAAUUACCUGGUGUCCAGAGGUGCGACCUGGAAGGAAAUGCUCAAGGAAAGCCUGGUGUCUGUUCAGCAAGGAGUGUUUUAUUUGUCCGAUUAUCGCAUCACAGGUAAUGCUAUGCUGUGCUACUGCUGUGGACUGCGCAGUUUCAGAGAGCUAGCGUAUCAGUACAGACAGAACAUUCCUGCUGCAGAGCUGCCAGCUCCUGUAACUUCUCGGCCGGACUGUUAUUGGGGACGAAACUGUCGCACUCAAGUUAAAGCGCACCAUGCCAUGAAAUUCAACCACAUCUGUGAGCAGACCCGCUUUAAGAACUGAAGCCCCUUUGCAGUGCUUUCACAUGGGAAGGAUUGUGGGAGCCCUUCCUGCAGGAUGAGUGUUCAGUUUACUGAUGCCUAGUGUUUAAGAGCAGUAGCAAGUCACCACAAACAUACAGCAAGCAGCGGGGCUGGGGGUGAAGGCAAUGUGCAAUGUACUGCUGUGCUCCCUCUGUAAGCUCUGUAAAUAAAUACAAGUAUAGACAGACGCCUGUACAUUUAAAUGGAAUAAUCACUCAAAGUCAGACUGGUGGAUUUAUUUUUUAAACAAAAGGUUUUUGGGGAAUAUUCAAAAUAGCAUGCUAAUUUCAUAGUAACAUUUAACACUGAUAAGAGCCUUUGCUUGGUAGGUUACGUUAGUGUUAGGUCUAUGAGUAUUAUAUACUGUAUAAUGUUCUAGAGUACCUUAAGGAUUCCUAAUGAAGAGUAUUCUCAUCCACAGGCGUUCAAUAGGGUUAGACUUUGAAUACAGCCCGAGUUAACACAAAGAAAGAAAGAGAGGACAUUUGUACACAAGCUGCCCGUCAAUCAAGCAGAUUAAAUGAUUGUCCUGUAACAUGCUUUUCGUACGUUUGAAUUGGCGAGUCAUCCCUUCACGUUUCAUUGUGUCGGUGCUUCCUUCCUCUCCCAGUGCUUCUUCCUACUGAUAGGACACAGCAGUAGAUCACAGCUGUCUGUUCCAAUGGCUGCUAAUGGAAGAAUCAGACCUCCUCAACGGUGGUCUGCAGGUUCCAGCUGUGUGCUGCUGUGUUUGAUUCCAGCUGUGUGAUUCUAGCUGUGUGCUGCUGUGUUUAAUUCCAGCUGUGUGCUGCUGUUUGAUUCCAGCUGUGUGCUGCUGUUUUCGAUUCCAGCUGUGUGAUUCUAGCUAUGUGUUGCUGUGUGCUGCUGUGUUUAAUUCCAGUUGAUUCUAGCUGCGUGCUGCAGUGUUUAAUUCCAGUUGAUUCUAGCUGUGUGCUGCAGUGUUUAAUUCCAGUAGAUUCUAGCUGUGUGCUGCAGUGUUUAAUUCCAGUUGAUUCUAGCUGUGUGCUGCAGUGUUUUGUGGUGACAAGCUACUCCAAAAAAAUGGCCGUGCACAGUGGCCUUUUUUAAUGCAAGUUAAUCAAGUUUUUAUACAUCUUUCACUCAAUAAUAUGUCCACUUAAGUAGACAAUGCUGUAUCCUCCUUUUCAAAUGAAUGGUUGCCAAUGCCCAGGUCAAAAUAAAUAGGUGUUUGACUUCUGGGCUCGCAUUGAAUUGCUAAAAUGUGCAUUUUGUUAACCUCUGUCUCAUUUGGUCCUAACUGGCUGAUGUACUCACAGCGUGCCUGUCUAUCUGGUUCUAGUUGUGUGCUUCAGUGUAGUGUGGGUGAUGCUUGCUGGAAGAGAUGCAGUCACUUUAACGAGAAAGCCUUAUAAGCGUUCUACUGUGUAUUGUACGGUUUUAGAAGUCGCAGUGAUAAAGCAUUAGUUAGGACUCAUUGGAAAAUGACUUGCAGUUUGUUUUAUUUACUGGUUGGGUAGUAAUGUGUAAAGCUGAACACAGGCACCUCUUUGGGGUGUGGUUUGCUGCUCUCUAUGUUUCAAAAGAACAGCAGACUUUACCUAGUCUAUCCAGAACAGGAUUCUUGCCAUAGAAGUGUUAGUUUGCAUUGUCCAAGGUUGGUGUAUUAUGUUCAUCAUUGCAAUGCAGUUACUGGGACAUUCUAAUUCCUGGAUACGUUUCUAACUAAUGAAAGUUUAACACUUGCCUAUCAAUUUACCUAUGGUUAAUGGGUCCAGACCCAGCCUAAAAAAGGCACGUUUGUUUGGUAGAGUUCUUAGGUACGGUGCAGAUUUAACAAAACAGCAGUUUGUUCUUCUGGAGUCUUAACUGCAAACAGAUGGUAAUCCCAUCACGGCACUGUUUCUUUUUAAAUGUAAAAUACUCUGAUCAGUGUUAGCAGCCCAGCUUUGUGUAUAUAAUGACAGAUACCUGUGCUGCACACAGUUUAGCUGGAGUUGUGUGUCUUGAUUCAGCCAGGCGCUGUCACAUUGCAGCAUUCCAACACCAAGCAUGCUUGGACCUGAACUCCAGCUAGCACCUCUGUGGAGCUGCUGGAUUCCUGUCGUUUUGAACAAGAGACUGCCAGCAUUUGAAUUUGGGAUCAGGAAUAGAAGACUGCCAGCAUUUGAAUUUGGGAUCAUGAAUAGGAGUCCUGUCUCCAUUGGAGGGGCCAGUGUGUUCUCAGGCAAGUUUUCUGGUGUUAUAGUACUGCACUCUGCUCAAGAGAAUAACACAAAACCCUACCUCCUCCAGGCUUGCAAGACAAUUACAAAAUACGCAUUGUAUUCAAGUCAACUUUCUGGCGUAAUAGCAGUACGAUAAACACCGUUAUUCUGAGAAACGUAAAAACCAAAUCGCUAGCGAUGCUUCUUCUCCUUGUGUAUUGGUGCAGUUUAGAAAAUCACUUACUGGUGAAAAGAGCAAUGUACUGUACUGAAAAAAAAUUAACACAUUUGAAAUGCUUUUUGGGUCACACUAAUAAAAUACUAUCAACAA
Messenger RNA from Polyodon spathula (Mississippi paddlefish), 4965 nucleotides. RefSeq names its product E3 ubiquitin-protein ligase CHFR-like. Gene Ontology annotation, molecular function: protein binding; ubiquitin-protein transferase activity. The transcript has 17 exons. Gene Ontology annotation, biological process: protein ubiquitination; ubiquitin-dependent protein catabolic process; mitotic cell cycle checkpoint signaling. The record is from RefSeq and is a predicted model, not a curated record. Gene Ontology annotation, cellular component: nucleus. Bases 503 to 2449 code for a protein of 648 amino acids. Lineage: Eukaryota; Metazoa; Chordata; Actinopteri; Acipenseriformes; Polyodontidae.